Molecule: messenger RNA, 1360 nt
Organism: Eruca vesicaria subsp. sativa (arugula)
Lineage: Eukaryota; Viridiplantae; Streptophyta; Magnoliopsida; Brassicales; Brassicaceae
Source: the annotation of a GenBank genome assembly
UUCAAGUUAAAAUAGUCGUCCGUCCUCCCUUUAAUUUUUCCACUAAAAUCAAAUCGUAGAAUAUUGUUCCCACCAUUCUUAUCAUCUCCUUGGCGUCUUUCAAUUUCCUUUUUUAAUCUGUAAUAACAAAAUAAUAAUUAUAAUUAUCUUCCAACAUUGGCGUCUGUCUCUUUAUUUCUUGAAUCAUUCAUUCCCAAAUCUGUGUUGUUGAGAUUCAGAUGUAUCCUUCUCUUGAUGAUGAAGAUUUCGUCUCUGAUUUCUUUUGUUUCGAUCAAAGCAAUGGAGCAGAAAUCGAUGAUUACACACAGUUUGGUGUAAAUUUGCAGCCUGAUCAAGCUGAUGAUACUUUCCCUGAUUUUGGAUCAUACGGUGUCAAUCUGCAGAACGAACCAGAACAAGUUUUCAGCAUUGGAGAUUUGACUUCGUUUAGUGUGCAGGAAGAUGAAUUAGUUGUUAAUUCUGGCUCAUCUGGUGGAGCUGUUAAGCAAGAGCAAGAACUUGUAGUAGAUGAGGAAUGCUCUAGAAAGCGGGGAAGGAGUGGAUCUUGUGUCAAGCCAGGAGGAACCAAAGCUUGUCGUGAGAGGUUGAGGAGGGAGAAGCUAAAUGAGAAGUUUAUGGAUUUGAGCUCGGUUUUGGAGCCUGGGAGGACUCCAAAGACAGAUAAACCGGCUAUAAUCGAUGAUGCAAUCCGUGUCUUGAAUCAACUCAGAGAUGAAGCUCAUGAGCUUGAAGAAACUAAUCAGAAGCUCUUAGAGGAGAUCAAGACUCUCAAGGCGGAGAAAACAGAGCUGAGGGAGGAGAAGCUAGCGUUGAAGGCUGAGAAGGAGAAGACGGAGCAGCAGUUGAAGUCUAUGAUGGUUCCUCCAUCAACAGGGUUCAUGCCUCCAUUUAAUCAGAACAAGAUGGCUGUUUAUCCGAGCUACGGUUACAUGCCAAUGUGGCAUUACUUGCCUCAAUCAGUUAGUGAUACAUCUCGUGAUCAAGAACUCAGGCCUCCUGCUGCUUAAAACUCUCCAUUUGGUACUAGAAAUUUAGAGAGAUCUCUAUCCACUUGGUUUUACAAUUCUUCUGUUUGGCAAGUGUAAAAGCUUUUACUCUUUUGUCUUUGGGUUGUAUUUUCAAUAAAAUGCACAUAAAGUCCAGAAACUUGCCGUUCCUGGUGGAUUUUUAUGCAAAAAGAGACUAUGACUUUGAUGUAUGUUGUAAAAGCUUAAGGUGGGGUCAAAAAAGAGGAGCGAUAUGCUCUCGUUGAGAGUCGAACUCAAGACCUCCCGCUUACUAAACGGGUGCUCUAACCAACUGAGCUACGAGAGCAACUCAUUGAGACAUUUCUCUUGUAAAUUUAUAUUUUUACUAUCUA